UUCUCCUAAUUUCAUAUAGAAGCGAUGCACUUCUGCCGCAGCUGAGGAAAAUAUUGUGGUUAAGUUAAAAGAGAUUCUUCGAACAGCAGUUGGAGGAGAUCUGAACGCAGCAGUGAAUAGUUUUGAACAGUUUAGAGAAACUAACGACGUACCUGACUGGGGAGUGGUGAAGAUGUCAAGUAUCUUGUUAGCCCAUGGUCAAGAGAAGCAGUCGGAAAAUCUUUUGCGACAACACUAUCUCGACUAUGGAGGGGAACAUCGCCUAGGUCCGUAG
This is a messenger RNA of Cylicostephanus goldi, 274 nucleotides long. NCBI's taxonomy places the organism in Eukaryota, Metazoa, Nematoda, Chromadorea, Rhabditida, Strongylidae. The record is from the annotation of a GenBank genome assembly.